Molecule: messenger RNA, 3071 nt
Organism: Echinops telfairi (small Madagascar hedgehog)
Lineage: Eukaryota; Metazoa; Chordata; Mammalia; Afrosoricida; Tenrecidae
Gene: TMEM167B
Product: transmembrane protein 167B
Exons: 3
Coding region: 411-761 (116 amino acids)
Source: RefSeq, a predicted model, not a curated record
CCGCCGCCACCCACAUACACACCAGCUGCCGCAGGGCAAGUUACAUUGCAAAACUGCCUUCCCAAACCGACAGGAUCAAGUCUGGUUAAGCCCCAAUACAAACUCCGCAAGAGCACCCGAAAUACACCAGGUAACCGUGGUCACGUAGGCUGCCACCUGAACCGCGCUCCACGGAAGCACGCAAGGACCGAGUACGCAGGCCCGCGUGCUCCCUCCCUCGGUAAUCGGCUAGUCGCUCCUGAUAUGGUUCGGCGCUCGUCUCUCCGCCUUUGCGCUUGCGUCCUACGGCUCCUGCCCGACGCCGCGGCCGGAUCGGGAAGUGUCAAGCGGGAGCCGGCUCCCCGAGCGCCUUCGCUUCGCCGCCACCACUGCUGACCCCAGAGCCCCUAAUAGGCGUGGGCCCAGCCACCAUGACGAACGUAUACUCUUUGGAUGGGAUUGUGGUUUUUGGGCUGCUGUUUGUUUGUACCUGUGCCUACUUCAAGAAAGUACCUCGUCUUAAGUCCUGGCUGCUGUCAGAGAAGAAGGGUGUUUGGGGUGUGUUUUACAAAGGUAAGCUCCUAUCUCUCCAGGGAGAGACCAUCUCCAACUCUAGACACUGCUGUGAUUGGAACCCGGCUGCAUGCUGCAGUGGCGAUUGCCUGUGUUGUCAUGGCCUUUUACGUCCUGUUUAUAAAAUGAAUUCCAAAGCACCCAGCUCAUCAACUGCCAACGGAGGGGACCAGGGUGAAGAGCCUCUCGGGAGCCUGGGCCCAGCAUAGCAGAUGUCAACUGAAAUCAUCAGUCCCCAGAUUGGCGCCACAGCACCCUCCCUUACCACGUGGGGGAGAGCGCCUCAUGGUCGCAAACAUUGUGUAUGCUUCAGGGGACUCCAGAGAGCCACUUCUUUUGAUUGAUGUGUAAAUCAGUUUUUGGCAGAGAGUAUAUGAUUUCCAGAUACGUUGCAAGAUAAGAUUCCAUACUUCCUGCUUACAGACCUUACAAACCUGUCACCUGUUCUGUUCUUCAGCCCCUCUUCAGGACCUUUUCCAAACCGAGACUCGGUGGGGAAGGCUAUGUUCACACCGCCUAGAAGAGAUUAUUUUCAAGACUUAUUUUUCCCCUCUGUUGGAUUUGCAUUUGGCAAACUGGGAACAUGGGGGAGGCCUGGGUGCGAUGCCAAGAAAUCGUUUGGCUUUGGCAAUGUGUCUUUCAUAUACCCAUCUGGGAACUUAAGGGAGCGACAUGGCCCUCACUGCAAAAACAGAACAGAUCAGUAGCCGUGCUAUGUGCUGGUAGCUUGGGAGGUUUGCCGAGAGAACCUGGGCCUCCCUAAGAGUUGAGAAAUUACAAUCUGUGUGUGGUGAGACCAGAAAAUAGUAACAACCUGAAAAAAAUGUUCUGUGCACCAGUAUCCUCACCUGGAGACUUCACCCAAUCGAACGGUGUAUGGAGAGUGAAUCAACUGUUGCUACUUUCCUAAGGCCUUUUUAUAUUUUCUAAAUUACUUAGUGCUAAAUACUGUUACUCCAGCAGUUUUUAAUGCCUCCGCUAGGGGAAAGAGAAGCUAUUGAAGAAGUAAUUGUUUAAUAUAUUUGCAGUUAAGGUGGAAGAAAUAAAUCUAGUAUUUUAAUUCAUAUACUAGUAAAGUCAUCUUGUAUAAGAGUUUACGAUGAUAUUCAAUGGCUGUUUUGUCAUGUUAUCUAAGAUGCACAUUUCUUCUUUGGUUACAUGUGGAUUGCUAACUGGCAACCUUUCGUUGAUUGUGUUUUUUUCUGGUCAACUCUUCAUUUUCUUCUUCCAGGACUCUUUAGCUGUUCUGAGGAAAUUCUGUUCACUGUAAGAACUUGAGAAAUUUGAAUGAAUAAGGACUGCUGAUAUCCAUAAGCAUAUUUGGACAGGUCCUAGAAUCCAUGAAUAAAACGAAGGUGUUGUCUUAUUUUCUGAAGUAAAGAACAGGUUUGCCAUAGAAAUUGGUAGCCUUUUUUUGGGAGGUGGUAAUUUCAGAGGCAGAUCAUUUUAGCUGGGAAGAUCUCUUCAUUCCCUCCUCAGUGGUAGAAGGGUCAGCUACUGUACCUAUCAUCCGGGAACUUCUUUGUUAAGAGAAAGAGAGAGUAGAUUUUAAAAUCAUGUUGUCAAAAGAAGCAUAGACAUAGGUCCACCAGUUGUACUGCCCAGAAAGGUAAGAGCAAGAGGAACAUCCCUGGAUUAUCUGUGGACAAGUUAGCUGUAGUUGACCCCUGUGUGGCACUGAAUUCUGUCUUCUGUCCUCCCAAAAGAAGUAAAGCUGCUAGGAAUGUUAAGUUCUAAAAUAGGCAAUGUAGGAUUUGCAGUAGUCGAAAGCCAUCAAGUAAACACUACAUGUGUACUCAUCUCGGAGUUUUGGCCGUUUUCAGGAAUGGGCCACGGUAAAUUUCAGUUUGUUUCCCAUGGGCAUUUCUGAGGACCUUGCGUUGAGUGCUGAGAUCUAGUGGAACUGGGAAGAAGAGUUACACCUUGGGGGUGUGAGCUGGGAACCUGCUGACAGAAGGGAACGUCGCUCUGGAAACAGGUUCAGCAUAUUUUGCACUUAUUUUGUAGCUUUAAUGACUGGUGUUCUCUUAAAGGCUAUGUCUCUGAGGUUGGCCCUUGGAACGGCAUCAUAUUUUAGACUAGCUCCGUUUCACAGUUCUAGUUCGGAGAAACUUCCACAGCCUUCUGGAUGGGGCAUCUUGACCUAAACACUUGAGUUGUUAUAUUUUGAAAUGUUUUCAUAUCAGAAGUACCAAAAAGUGCACAGGGUGAAGAUAACUUGCAGCAAGAAGCCGCCAGUUGAUUCUUGUCAGCAGAUAAGCAGAGGCGUGUUGAAUGUGUUCUUUGGUGGCUGUGUCUGACGCAGUUCUGACGAUCAAUUACAGGAUGUUGUUCUGCUGGGGAGUCUUUGCGAGGUGAAGGAAUGGGGAGAGCAAUAUUGCCUGAAGAGCCAGCAGGCCUCACCACAAACCCUGUGUGCCAGGGUAGAUUGAAGUCAGCUCCUUUUUUAUAGUUGAAAUACAGUUUUUUAUCCACCAUUGUCUGCACAGAUCCUUGAAAAUAAAAUUUCUUUCCCUACA